Molecule: messenger RNA, 1225 nt
Organism: Onthophagus taurus
Lineage: Eukaryota; Metazoa; Arthropoda; Insecta; Coleoptera; Scarabaeidae
Gene: Pcmt
Product: Protein-L-isoaspartate (D-aspartate) O-methyltransferase
Biological process (GO): protein modification process
Cellular component (GO): cytoplasm
Molecular function (GO): protein-L-isoaspartate (D-aspartate) O-methyltransferase activity
Source: RefSeq, a predicted model, not a curated record
AAAUUUUCAAAAUUUUCACAAAAUUUAAAUUUAAUCCAAAAAUGUAUAGUAAAUCCUUAAUAUUCACCCCGAAUAUUAACUAAUAGUACUAAUACAUACAUCACACACACACACACAAGUUUUUUUUGACAGUAAACAACAGUGACAUUGAGUGACAUUUCACAUUUCACCGGAGUUUUUCACAUCAAUUUUUAUGUUAUUCUUUUUGAUCUUCCUUCAAAUCCCGUUUAUAAUAAUGGCCUGGCGAUCUCACGGAAAAAAUAAUUUAGAACUCGUCCGUAAUUUAAGAGCAAACGGAAUCAUAAAAAGCGAAACCGUUGAAAAUGCAAUGAAACAAGUCGAUAGGGGUAAUUAUUCCCCAAAUAAUCCCUAUAUGGACGCGCCCCAAUCAAUAAGUUUUGGAGUGACCAUUUCUGCACCGCACAUGCAUGCCCAUGCCUUAGAACUCUUAAAAGAUAAACUAGUCCCUGGUGAAAACGCUUUGGAUGUUGGAUCGGGAAGCGGAUAUUUAACUGCUUGUUUUGCUUUAAUGAUUGGCGAGAAUGGAACUGCUGUGGGAAUUGAUCAUGUCCCCGAGUUAAUUGAAGCAUCACGAAGAAACAUACAAAGAGAUCAUCCCGAUUUGUUAAGUUCAAACCGUGUAAAGCUUGUGGUUGGAGAUGGAAGAUUAGGUUACCCAGAUAUGGCUCCUUAUAAAGCUAUCCACGUUGGUGCUGCAGCUCCAACUCUUCCUCAAGCACUCAUAGAUCAAUUAAAACCUGGAGGUAGAUUAAUCGUUCCGGUUGGCCCAGCUGGAGGUGAACAACGACUAGAACAAAUCGAUAAGCUAGAAGAUGGCACUGUACGUCAAAAAUCAUUGAUGGGGGUGAUUUACGUCCCUUUAACUGACAAAAAUAAACAAUACGGCCCUUGGCGUUGACACCAGUACACUUUAGCGCUUGUAACGCUUGUCGUUUUCCUUUUGGUUUUUUCUCAUAAAAAUUUUAAAAUCACGGUUUUCUAGUCUUCUAUUUUAUACGGUUUGUUUUUGUUCUUUGACGAUGAUUUGUACAUAAUUAUGAUCUUUUGGAAUUUGAAGAGUUACGUUUGACGUAGUAUAGUAUUUAUGAGACUUAUAAUUUAGACUGUUUGAUGUUUUAAUUUUUUUUUUUUUUUUUAGAAUGAAAUAUAAAGUAUAAUAGUUGCUUAAGAUAAAAAAUAAAAUUUACUUGAUCCAUCCAACUAA